AAAAAAAGCAAAAAAGAAGUUAAAAGGGAGGGAUAUUUUGAAGAGAAAAACUGUUGCUUUGCGUUUUUUUGGAUUUUGGGUUGUGAUAUGAAUUGUGUGUUUUGGGGUUGUUCUUCAAAAGGAUCUGUCUUGAGCUUUUGGGUUUUGUUUUCAAGUCUUUAAAGAAGGGGAAAUGGCUGGAAGUAAUGAAGUCAACCUCAAUGAGUGCAAGAUGGUGGUUCCCCUAAAUACAUGGGUCCUCAUCUCCACUUAUAAGUUGGCUUACAAUCUUCUUCGUCGACCUGAUGGCACUUUCAAACGUCACUUGGCAGAGUUUCUUGAUCGGAAAGUCCCUGCUAAUGCGAACCCAGUUGAUGGGGUUUUCUCAUUUGAUGUCAUCAUUGAUCGUAGCACGAGCCUUUUUAGUCGGAUUUAUAGACCAGCUACUGCUGAAGAGCCUCAGCCAAACAUUGUUGAGCUUGAGAAGCCUGUUAUGGCUGAGGUUGUCCCUGUUAUAAUUUUCUUUCAUGGUGGAAGCUUUGCACAUUCCUCGGCAAAUAGUGCUAUAUAUGACACUCUUUGUCGCCGAUUGGUAGGUGUUUGUAAGGCUGUUGUGGUCUCUGUGAAUUAUCGGCGUGCACCUGAAAAUAGAUAUCCAAGUGCUUAUGAUGAUGGGUGGACUGCUCUUAAGUGGGUUAACUCUAGAUCAUGGCUUCAAAGCCAGAAAGAUUCAAAGGUUCAUAUAUAUUUGGCUGGGGAUAGCUCUGGUGGUAACAUUGCACACCAUGUCGCAGCUCAAGCUGUAGAAUCAGGAAUUGAUGUAUUGGGAAAUAUAUUACUCAAUCCAAUGUUUGGUGGACAAGAAAGAACUGAAUCUGAAAAGCGUUUAGAUGGGAAAUAUUUUGUUACUCUGCAAGACCGGGACUGGUACUGGAGAGCUUUUCUCCCUGAAGGAGAAGACAGGGAUCAUCCUGCAUGUAAUCCAUUUGGUCCUAAUGGUAAGAGUCUUGAAGGAAUCAAAUUUCCAAAGAGUCUGGUAGUGGUUGCUGGCUUGGACCUUGUUCAGGAUUGGCAAAUGGCUUAUGUUGAAGGGCUCAAAAACGCUGGCCAAGAGGUUAAACUUUUAUAUUUGGACCAGGCAACAAUUGGUUUCUACUUGUUACCGAACAACAACCACUUCCAUACUGUUAUGGGCGAGAUAAGUAAAUUUGUGAGUUCUAACUGUUAAUAGGAUUAACUUUACCUACAGGCAGCCAUAAAUGAUAGGAGCUUGACAUUCCACUUGUGGUAAUUAAGAAGUUUGCAGUCUAUGAUUGUGUAGUAUUACUACUUACUGUCGUAUUAAUCAUGGUAUUAUUGCUAGCUGGCUCCCUUGGGCUCUGCUUUUUCCCUGAUUUAUAGAGUACCGGCCUUGGUUAUAUGGUGAAGAAGAGGUAUUUCAGCACAUAGCUGGAUCAGGAUGUGUUCUGGUCUGCAUUCAAUCACCUGGACUUGGGGUGUUAUGGUUUGAUGAAGCUUCUGCGGCAGUCAUGUUUAGCAGACCACUAAAUUUUAAGAAUUACAAAUUCUGGCUUCUUGCCACAAAGGAGAAGAAGACAGGAAAUAUAUGGAUAACAUUUGGUACCUGAUCAAGGGAUUGGUGCCUGGCUAAUGUUAUAUAAGCUAAUUUUAGAACAUGGAUUAGAAAGGUUCCAUGGUGUUGUGACCCUGUAUGUUUAUACAUAUGUGUUAGUAUAUAUAAAGAUGUUUGCUUAUUGCGGUUUUUAGUUUUCUUUUUCUCCAUUUUAAAUUUUGGUAUUCUGUUUGCUCUAUUCUUGUUGGACACUCCUGGACAAGUGUAAAUACAACUAUGCUCUAUAAGAUUUGAGAAAUUUUUAAUUAGA
Theobroma cacao (cacao) is the source of this 1862-nucleotide messenger RNA. RefSeq names its product gibberellin receptor GID1C-like. NCBI's taxonomy places the organism in Eukaryota, Viridiplantae, Streptophyta, Magnoliopsida, Malvales, Malvaceae. Gene Ontology annotation, cellular component: nucleus; cytoplasm. The record is from RefSeq and is a predicted model, not a curated record. Gene Ontology annotation, molecular function: gibberellin binding; hydrolase activity. Gene Ontology annotation, biological process: floral organ morphogenesis; raffinose family oligosaccharide biosynthetic process; positive regulation of gibberellic acid mediated signaling pathway.